Molecule: messenger RNA, 3441 nt
Organism: Gracilinanus agilis (Agile Gracile Mouse Opossum)
Lineage: Eukaryota; Metazoa; Chordata; Mammalia; Didelphimorphia; Didelphidae
Gene: AP4E1
Product: adaptor related protein complex 4 subunit epsilon 1
Exons: 21
Coding region: 1-3441 (1146 amino acids)
Biological process (GO): receptor-mediated endocytosis; intracellular protein transport
Cellular component (GO): AP-4 adaptor complex; membrane coat
Molecular function (GO): cargo adaptor activity
Source: RefSeq, a predicted model, not a curated record
AUGAGCGAUAUAGUGGAGAAGACCUUAACGGCGCUGCCGGGCCUCUUUCUGCAGCACCAGGCAGUUGGAGGCUCUGGGGUGCCCAGGGUGUCCGUUUCCUCUCGGCUGGGCAGCCUUAUCCGCAGCAUCACCGCGCUCACGUCCAAACACGAGGAGGAGAAAUUAAUUCAGCAGGAACUGGCUAAUCUGAAGGCAACUGUUUCUGCACCUGGUACUACAUUGAGACUGAUGAAAGAAUGUAUGGUGAGACUUAUAUAUUGUGAAAUGCUUGGAUAUGAAUCUUCCUUUGGCUAUAUACAUGCUAUCAAGUUGGCACAACAAGGAAACCUCUUAGAGAAGAGAGUUGGUUAUUUGGCAGUUUCUUUAUUUCUACAUGAAAACCAUGAACUGUUGCUUCUCCUUGUGAAUACGGUUGUAAAGGACUUGCAGAGCACAAACCUGGUUGAAGUAUGCAUGGCACUUACCAUCGUCAGUCAGAUCUUUCCUCGAGAAAUGAUUCCUGCUGUUCUUCCACUUAUAGAGGAGAAGCUACAACAUUCUAAGGAAAUUAUACGAAGAAAAGCGGUUCAGGCAUUGUACAAAUUCCAUCUCAUUGCUCCCAAUCAAGUACAGCAUAUUCACGUAAAAUUUAGGAAAGCACUUUGUGACAGGGAUGUUGGAGUCAUGGCUGCUUCUCUGCACAUUUACCUUCGAAUGAUUAAGGAGAAUCCAUCUGCAUAUAAAGACUUGACAGGAAGUUUUGUAACAAUCUUGAAGCAAGUAGUGGGAGGAAAGCUCCCAAUGGAUUUCAAUUACCACAGUGUACCAGCACCUUGGCUACAAAUUCAGCUUUUGAGGAUAUUAGGACUUCUAGGAAAAGAUGAUCCAAGGACAAGUGAAUUAACAUAUGAUGUUCUUGAUGAGUCCUUAAGAAGAGCUGAGUUAAGUCACAAUAUCACAUAUGCUAUUUUAUUUGAAUGUGUGCAUACAAUUUAUACCAUCUAUCCUAAACCUGAAUUGCUUGAGAAGGCUGCUAGAUGCAUUGGAAAAUUUGUUUUGUCUCCAAAGAUAAAUCUCAAAUAUUUAGGACUAAAGGCUCUUACCUAUGUUAUCCAGCAGGAUCCCAAUCUGGCACUUCAGCACCAGAUGACAAUAAUUGAAUGCUUAGACCAUCCUGAUCCCAUUAUUAAAAGAGAGACAUUGGAACUUCUUUAUAGAAUUACUAAUGCACAGAAUGUAAGUGUUAUUGUCCAGAAAAUGCUUGAAUAUUUGCAGCAGAGCAAAGAAGAAUACAUCAUCAUCAGUUUAGUUGGCAAAAUAGCUGAGCUGGCUGAGAAAUAUGCUCCUGAUAAUGAAUGGUUUAUCCAGACGAUGAAUGCUGUAUUUUCAGUGGGAGGAGAUGUUAUGCAUCCUGAUAUCCCUAAUAAUUUUUUGAGACUCCUGGCAGAAGGUUUUGAUGAUGAAAACGAAGACAAACAGCUAAGACUCUAUGCAGUCCAGUCUUAUCUUAGUUUACUAGAGAUAGAAAAUGCAUUUUAUCCACAGAGAUUUCUUCAGGUCAUGAGCUGGGUAUUAGGGGAAUAUUCCUACCUUUUAGAUAAAGGAACACCAGAGAUGGUUAUAACAAAGCUCUACAGAUUGCUUAUGAAUAAAUCUACUACUUCAGAGACAAAAGCCUGGAUCAUGGCUGCAGUAACCAAAUUGACACCUCAAGCACUCUCCUCUAAGACAGUUGAUAAACUAAUACAGGAAUUCAGUGUAUCUUUGGACACUUGUAUGAGACAACAUGCUUUUGAAUUAAAGCAUUUGCAGGAGAAUGUGGAACUUAUGAAGAACUUAUUUCCAAUUGAUAAAAGUUGUGAAGAUUUAGUGGUAGAUGCUUCUUUAUCUUUCCUGGAUGGUUUUGUGGCUGAAGGACUGGAUCAGGGAGCAGCACCAUAUAAACCUCACCAUCAGCGACAAGAAGAAAAGCUUUCCCAGGGAAAAGUUCUCAAUUUUGAACCAUAUGGACUGUCCUUUUCUUCAAAUAUGUCUUCAUCUGGUUGCACUGGACGGCAGUCUCCAGCUGGCAUCUCUCUUAGUUCUGAUGUAUCCGGAAAUAGUGCUGAAACAGGACAGAAGGAGACAAAUAGCCUGAAGCUGGAAGGUGUGAAAAAAUUGUGGGGAAAAGAAGGCUAUCUUCCUAAAAAGGAAAACAAAGCUGGAAACAACCCUGAGCUUCAACCUGUUCCUCAGGACAGUACAUUAAUGGAGAAUGUGGAUCAGAUGAUGAUAAAGAAGGAGCAAUCCCAGGCCCUUCAUCAUUCAGAGGAAGAGGUAGAAAAACAGCGUCUGGCUUCAACAUUAUUUGUUGGGCUGGGAUCAGAAAGUGCAGUCAGUUUGCUGGGAAAAACAGAUACUGUUUCUCACAAGUUCAGAAGGAAAUCGAAAGUUAACGACACCAAAAAUAGAGAAGUAACUAGUGCACAUAAUAUUAACUGCUCUUCUUUCAGUCCUUUGUCAAAUGCACCUUAUGGAGAUAAUAAUCAUUUGAACAAUUUUCAAGACGAAGGAGACACAGGAUUAAAGAAAUGUUCUCUUGGUUCAGAAUUUUUGGAAUCAAGUUUAAAAUCUGAGUCACUCACUGAAUUAGAUUUGGUUGAGAAUCUCUCAGUUUGCAACCUGUCUCAACCUUCUUUAUUUGAAGAGAAUAGCAUGGAUAUUUUUCACCCUCCUCAUCCUACUCCUUCCUCAUUUGUCACUGACAUCGCUUUGAUGUCUUCCUUAUUGGAAGAACUAAAUGAACAUGUACAUUCAGAUCUAGUGGAACUCUGUAACAAUGAAAUGAUAACAGUAUCUUCUUGCAAAAUAUGGAAAGAUGACUGUUUAUUGCUGGUCUGGAUGGUUGCUAACAAGAGCAAUUUGCAACUGAAGAGUAUGAAUUUAGAAAUUACAUCUACAGAAAAUUUCAAGAUUCUUGAGCAUCCUGGCUUCUCUUUUCCUGUAAUAGAAGCAGAAAGUACCACAAGCAUCCAGCAUUGUAUACAGAUGGAAAAACCUUUUACAGAGGAGGGUCUUUCUGGUUAUGUUAAAUAUCAGGUGGAAGAGGAUCCAUAUAUUCAGCUAGAAUUUUCAGUAACCAUAUCACUAUUGGAUUUCAUUAGACCAAUGAAGAUUUGUACCGAAGACUUUGGUAAACUUUGGCUAUCCUCUGGAAAUGAUGUGAAGCAAAAUGUAAAGAUGCCAGAUUCUCAAGCUAAUCUGCCUUUUGCCUUGAAGAGCCUGCAACAGAAACUAAGACUGCACAUUGUUGAUAUUAUAGGAAAUGAAGGAAUAUUGGCUUGUCAGCUCCUUCCAUCAAUCCCUUGCUUGCUACACUUACGGGCCUACGCAGGAAUAGUAGCUCUGUGGUUCAGAUCUUCUUGCUCCACUCUUCCAGAUUAUUUACUGUAUCAGUGUCAAAAGGUGCUAGAGGAAUCUUGA